This is a messenger RNA of Beauveria bassiana ARSEF 2860, 693 nucleotides long. RefSeq names its product Sin3 associated polypeptide p18. The record is from RefSeq and is a predicted model, not a curated record. The transcript has 2 exons. Gene Ontology annotation, biological process: negative regulation of DNA-templated transcription. Bases 1 to 693 code for a protein of 230 amino acids. Lineage: Eukaryota; Fungi; Ascomycota; Sordariomycetes; Hypocreales; Cordycipitaceae. Gene Ontology annotation, cellular component: nucleus. Gene Ontology annotation, molecular function: transcription factor binding; transcription corepressor activity.
AUGUCGGACGUGGGCGAAUCUCCGCCUGAGCCGCCUUUUCUAGUCCGCCUCUUCUACAACUCUGGCUCAUUGAUCCACCCAGAAAAUUUUGCGCAUCCGGCAUCACUCUCCUUCAUCAACGUCUAUACCUGGCCAUCAUGCUCUCUUCAAGAAUUAGUACAUGAGCUCGCGGAUGCUCGACCAAAUCCGCUCCCCUCUCCAUCAAUAGGCACAAGAGUCGUAUUCCAGCUUGUUUACCCGGAUUUAAAAAGUAUAGGCUCCGGGUCUGCGGGUAGAAAAGCCAAGUUUGCCGUCAAGGACCUGGGCAGCUUCGUUAUUGGUACUGGUGGCCCUGGUGCUGAAGACGAUGAGGAUCUCGGUCACAACGCUGGAGGCCGUAGGGGUACUAUAUGGACACUACAAGACGCGCAUUUUGCGGCCGGAGACUACAUUUCAUGCGCAUUACUGCCACCACUAGAUGAUGGAUCCAUCGCGCCUGCUUACGACGCCACAGAGUCACAGGAGCACCCGAGGCAAGCCCUGCCAGAUCAGCCAUCAGCCUUUGGUAACCGUCGAAAUAACUUCAGCCAAAACUUCCGCGGUGGCUCCAUAAAUGGGAGCCCGCGAUUUCCGCGUGGUGAUUGGAGAGCAAACAAUCAACGGCAACAACCUGGCCGUGGGAGGGGUCGCGGUCGUGGCAGAGGCGGUUGGUGA